Molecule: messenger RNA, 1773 nt
Organism: Amoebophrya sp. A120
Lineage: Eukaryota; Dinophyceae; Syndiniales; Amoebophryaceae
Source: the annotation of a GenBank genome assembly
AGGAGCCCCAGGUGGUGCUUGGUCACCGAGUGUUGCAGGCCCAUGCGUACAACCAAAGCUUCGCUCGCUAUCAAUCUGUUUAUUGUUUCUUGAUACUGAUAGAUUUAACACCAAAAGCAAUGGCUUCUCAGGCCCGUGCGGUUCACAGGCCGUCGUAUGGACGCCGGCGAGCGCUCUUUUUGCCGUUCGAGGAGGCGAAGAAGUACAUGCGGGAGACAGUUGCUCUCAUUCGCAGCGCUGCAGAGUUCAAGGAUUGGAGUCGGUCCCCUUCUCGGCCUUCUUUCAUUCCUUCGAAUCCGCAUUCGGUUUAUCGCGGAAGAGGGUGGAAAAGCUACCCCGAUUUCUGCAGCUACCCUCUGUCAAAGUUCGAUCCCGCCAGCCCUCGCGUGUACAAUGUUUGCCCCAAAUUUGCUGCACUUCGGUGGGAUGCAAUACGUCGAACACGGGAGGCGCAGGGGCAUUUCUUUGCGAUUCUGCAAGAUGCGCUCCCAGAGUACCAGGCACAAAUGAUCGCUCGACAAAAAUCAUCAUUCUUCCUUUUUCGGAAAAUGAUUCCGACGAGCCAUCAAGUAGAUUCACGCCAUCCCCAUGGCGACCAGACACACGAGACGGCGACAAAGGGAAACACCUCUCGGAGAGAAAAGUGUGGAGAUGAAGACGAGGACGGGACCAAGUUCACAGCGUAUUACGAAGACAGGUGGAUAGCUGUUCAGCUGAAGUUCUCCGGCUGCGAAAGCUUCAAAAGACGUGCGGUGUUGCGGAACAGAUACUUGUUUAGUCGGGUGUCGCUACGUGACGACGUCGGCUUUGUCUUUUUGUGCGACGAGUCGGGAAAGUUUAUGCUCGGCCGUCCAGGCGAGUUCCAAAUCAAGGGACACAAGACACGCAGCGUCAUUUUGAAAGAUCUACAAUUCACCUCGAAAGAGAUGCUGCGGACUACCUUUGCAGCCUGGUGGAGCACUUUGAGGAGACGCAAACACGCAGAGUGGGUCGCUUGCCUCUCGUCGUUGUCUUCGCGCGAGCAGAGGCAUUUGGCUUUCAGCGAAACUCUAAACCGACUCCUGUACGUUCCACUUGGCAUCAAAGCGGACACUGGGAGUCUUGUGGACACAAAUGUUGACGGCAACGUGCGACUGAAUGGCGUUUGCUGUUUGCAGCGCGUCGCAACGAGGAUCUACACGGACUGCCCGGCUCGUGCAGGAUACAUUUUUGAUAUGCACAGUAGUAGUGGUGGAGGGUACUUACAGGAGGCGACGCGCAUCCGGUUGCACCGGAACCAAAGUCCAGCGAUACGUUUGUGGUAUUCCCGAGGAGACCGUCGACGAAGUCGAUGCUUGUUUAGAAACGGUUGAUGUCGAGAAUGAGCAGAAUGACGAUCAUGUCGCUCGUCGCCAAGCCUCUAGCUUCCGUUUCCGCGGAGUCUUCAUUUUUCCGGCAGAUUUUGUGCACUUGACAAAGAGAAAAAGCCGCACGGAGGAUGGGGCGCCGUCACUGUGGAAGUACCGCAUGACUGUCUAUUCUCCAAGCUGUAGUCCGCUUCACUCGCGAUCGAAAGGCAGACAACUAGUACAGGCACCGUAUUACAUUGACUUUAAGUCAAUGUCGCGAAGCGAGCAACUUCGAAAGGCAAGCGCCUUACUGCGAGGUAUCGCUAUCGGUGUGACUGGAAACGUUGCUCAAGCAAAAAAGUCAGGGAAUGAAUUUGCGCAUGGAAUGAAUGUCACGUGGCCUGAGAAGAGUAAGAUCGCCUCUCCAUCAGCGCCGUGGCACUAG